Molecule: messenger RNA, 1002 nt
Organism: Arabis nemorensis
Lineage: Eukaryota; Viridiplantae; Streptophyta; Magnoliopsida; Brassicales; Brassicaceae
Source: the annotation of a GenBank genome assembly
AUGGAGAGGUAUGAGAUAGUGAAAGAUAUUGGGUCUGGUAAUUUCGGUGUUGCAAAGCUUGUUCGUGAUAAAUCUUCUAAAGAGCUUUUCGCUAUUGAUGAACAUGUACAAAGAGAAAUCAUGAACCAUAGGUCACUUAACCACCCCAAUAUUAUAAGAUUCAAGGAGGUUUUGUUGACGGCGACGCAUUUGGCGAUAGUAAUGGAAUAUGCUGCAGGAGGAGAACUCUUUGAAAGAAUUUGCAGUGCUGGAAGAUUCAGCGAAGACGAGGCAAGGUUUUUCUUUCAGCAGCUCAUAUCAGGAGUUAGUUACUGUCAUAGUCUUCAAAUUUGCCAUAGAGAUCUAAAGCUAGAGAACACGUUAUUAGAUGGAAGUGCAGCGCCACGAGUCAAGAUAUGCGAUUUCGGAUACUCGAAAUCCGGAGUUCUUCAUUCGCAACCAAAGUCAACAGUAGGAACACCAGCUUAUAUUGCACCUGAGGUUCUUUCAAAGAAAGAAUAUGAUGGUAAAAUCGCUGAUGUUUGGUCUUGUGGAGUCACUUUGUAUGUUAUGCUUGUUGGUGCUUAUCCUUUUGAAGAUCCUUCUGAUCCUAAAGAUUUCCGAAAAACAAUCGGUCGGAUUCUGAGAUCUCAGUACUCUAUUCCGGAUUAUGUCCGAGUUUCGGAUGAAUGCAAACAUCUUAUCUCUCGGAUAUUCGUCGCAAACCCUGAAAAGAGAAUAACGGUGGAGGAGAUAAUGAAUCAUUAUUGGUUUCUCAAGAACUUACCGGUGGAGAUGUCGGAAGGAUCAUUGAGGAUGAAUGAUCCUUCUCAGACAGUGGAAGAGAUAGUGUCGAUAAUCGAGGAAGCUCGGAAAUCGAUCACCGGAGCUUCUGGACUUUCCGGUACUGGUGGCUCAGGUGAUAGUGGCAGUGGUGCCAUUGGAAGUAACAGUAUGGAUUUUGAUGACUUGGAUACAGAUUAUGACGAUAUUGACACUGGUGAUUUCGUUUGCCAUUUGUGA